Zootoca vivipara (common lizard) is the source of this 1506-nucleotide messenger RNA. Lineage: Eukaryota; Metazoa; Chordata; Lepidosauria; Squamata; Lacertidae. The record is from RefSeq and is a predicted model, not a curated record.
AUGAUUGACAACCCAAUGGUGUUAUCAAAGUCCUACCAGCACAUCCUUGCCCUGGUGUUUGCGAUUGAUGAGGUCAAUGAGAAUCCCAAGCUCUUGCCCAAUCUCACGCUAGGGUUCCACAUCUAUGACAGCUACUAUGAUGCUAAGAUGACGUACCGCACCACUCUGGAUCUGCUGUUUAACUCACAUACCUUUGUCCCCAACUACAAAUGUGGCCCCCAGGAAAAUGUAAUAGGAGUCAUUGGGGGACUGAGCUCUAAGGUCACCUUGUGCAUGGCAGACAUCUUGGGUCUUUACAAAAUUCCACAGCUCCACUCAUUCCUACAGAAGAUCUCAUUCAACAACUCUGUUGGUGAUGAAAUUACAUUAAAUGAACGUGGAGAAUUAGCAGCUGGUUUUGAUAUUACAAAUUUGAUCACUUUCCCAAAUAUAUCCUACAUCAGGGUCAAAGUGGGAAGGCUGGAUCAUCAGGCCCCUCCAGGCAAAGAGCUCACCAUGAAUGAUGGACAGAUUAAAUGGCACAGGGACUUGACUCAGGUGCCACCCCUCUCAGUAUGUAAUGACAACUGCCAUCCUGGUUACGGGAAGAAGAAAAAGGAGACAAACAUGGAGACAUGUGUCAGUUGCCCACCAAAUAAGUAUCCAAACAAGGACCAGGAUAAUUGCAUUCCUAAAAUACCAAACUUUCUUGGCUUUGAUGAAACUUUGGGCAUCAUUUCAACUUUCACUGCACUAUUGUUCUCUCUGAUCACAGCUCUAGUGUUGGGCAUCUUCAUAAAACACCAGGACACUGCCAUCGUCAAAGCCAACAAUAGAAGCCUCACUUACAUUCUCCUUGUGUCCCUCCUCUUGUGUUUCCUCUGCUCCUUGAUGUUCAUUGGAACACCUAAGCAGGCAACCUGCCUUCUCCGACAAACAGGUUUUGGCAUUGUCUUCUCUGUGGCCCUCUCUAGCAUCUUGGCCAAAACCAUAUCAGUGGUUAUGGCAUUCAUGGCUACCAAGCCAGGAUCCACAAUCAGGAAGUGGGUUGGCAAAAAACUGGGUUAUUCCAUUGUCCUCUCCUGCUCUAAAAUUCAAGUGGGGCUUUGUGGUCUUUGGCUGACAACUUUUCCCCCUUUCCCAGAUUUGGACAUGCAAUCAAUGAGUGAAGAAAUUAUAUUGUUAUGUAAUGAAGGGUCAGUCCUCAUGUUCUAUUGUGUUUUGGGCUACAUGGGCUUCCUGGCCAUUGUCAGCUUCACUGUGGCCUUCCUAGCCCGGAAGUUACCUGACAGCUUCAAUGAAGCCAAGUUCAUCACCUUCAGCAUGCUGGUCUUCUGCAGUGUUUGGAUCUCCUUUAUUCCCACAUACUUAAGCACCAGAGGGAAAUACAUGGUGGCUGUGGAGAUCUUCUCCAUCUUGGCUUCCAGUGCUGGAUUACUGGCUUGCAUCUUUUUCCCCAAAUGCUACAUUAUUGUAGUGAGGCCUGACUUGAACACCAGAGAGCAUUUAAUACAAAGAAAGAUAUAA